AUGGAAGCCUCAUGUGCGCCACCACCACCACCACGUCCUCCUCCCAAUCCUCCACCGCAACCGGCCGCAGCAGCCGCAGCCGACCCGCAGGAAAAUGGAGCAGCCGCUGACCUUCUACAACAGAUCGAGGAGAUGCGCCAAGAAAUUGGACAACUGAAGGACAGAGCCCGCCAAAGAGGAAAAUCAAGACCCUUUCCGGGGAAAAUCCUCAAGAAGCAAAAACAACGCGAAAGAGCAAUUCCCGAACCCACGUGCAACUCAUGCUUGUCCACAGGUGGACUCCCCCCGCGGAAAAACUCUAUGCUUUUCUACGGGAGGGGUAUCGCUUAA
Messenger RNA from Caenorhabditis remanei, 330 nucleotides. RefSeq lists its product as uncharacterized. The transcript has a single exon. NCBI's taxonomy places the organism in Eukaryota, Metazoa, Nematoda, Chromadorea, Rhabditida, Rhabditidae. The coding region runs from base 1 to 330 and encodes 109 amino acids. The record is from RefSeq and is a predicted model, not a curated record.